This is a messenger RNA of Pezoporus flaviventris, 1810 nucleotides long. RefSeq names its product CKLF like MARVEL transmembrane domain containing 4 (gene CMTM4). Bases 120 to 755 code for a protein of 211 amino acids. Lineage: Eukaryota; Metazoa; Chordata; Aves; Psittaciformes; Psittacidae. The record is from RefSeq and is a predicted model, not a curated record. Gene Ontology annotation, cellular component: membrane. The transcript is spliced from 4 exons.
GGGGAUGGCCAUGCAGCCGGCGCUCCGCUAGGCAAGCGCGGCGAGGCUCGGCGCGGGCCGGAGCUCCGCGGCCAUUCCCUCAGCAGCGCGGCGGCACCGGCCCCUGCCCCACCGGUACCAUGAGGAACGGCGAUGACUUGGAGGGCUUCGAUGGCGAGGCGUCCAGCACCUCCAUGAUCUCGGGGACCAGCAGUCCCUACCAGCCCACUACGGAGCCCGUCAGCCAGCGCCGGGGGCUCGGCGGCCUCCGCUGCGACCUGGACUACCUGCGGGGCACCCUCGGCAAGAUCAAGCUGGCCGAGGUGGUUUUGGCACUGAUUGCGUUCAUCUGCAUAGAGACCAUCAUGGAAUGCUCCCCUUGCGAAGGCCUUUAUUUCUUUGAAUUUGUGAGCUGUAGCGCUUUGGUGGUUACUGGAGUUCUGUUGCUUAUGUUCAGUCUAAAUCUUCACACAAGAAUACCACAGAUCAACUGGAAUCUUACUGAUCUGGUCAACACUGGACUCAGCACUUUCUUCUUUUUCAUUGCCUCUGUAGUACUUGCUGCUUUAAACCAUAAAACUGGAGCAGAAAUUGCUGCUGUGAUAUUUGGUUUCUUGGCAACGGCAGUGUAUGCUGUGAACACAUACUUAACUGUUAAAAAGUGGCGAAUGAACAGCAGGCAACAAAGUAGUCGGCAGACCAGUGAUUACAUACGUGCUCGGACAGAGUCCAGAGAAGUGGAUCAUCACCCUGAGAUUCAGCGUCUGGAUGCAUGAAAGCAACAUUCAAAUGGGACUGCAAAGGGAAAAGACAUGCUUAACUCCCUCAUGGAACAAAGGGUUUUGUCUUUAUUUAAGAAGGAAAAGGAAGAUCAGAUGGUGGCAAAGAAUGCCCAGCCCUGCAUUAUGUGCAGAAGUGCAUUGAGUUAGAAGCUGUUGUCAUGAAGGCAGUAAAUGUUGGUCAUUCAAAAGCAAGAUCUGUUUAAGAUGCCCACAUAUGUAUGCAUAUAUUAUAUAGCUUAUAUAAUAUAUAAGUUUUGAAGUACGUUAUUGUUUUGGAUUAACUGCACAGUACUUUCCUCCCUCUCCCAAGUGCAAGCUCUGAAUAUACAUGUUCUGCCACUGUUUCUUCACCUAUUGUAGACACUAAGACCAGCACUGCAUUGGUUGGUUAAUAUAGGAAAGAAAACCACCAAAAGAAAAUCUAAUACAUGCUAAAAGGAGGUGAAGGGCAAAUAGCAAUAACUUUAACCAUGUUAUUAUGUCCAGCCAACUCUCGGUAUCCAUCCUCAUGCAGCCCUCAGCAGUGCAGUUCAGUUCUUGUCUCCUGCAGUUUCACUCUUGGUGCAGUUAUAUAGCCGAAAUGGACAACCACCUCCCAUUUUUUUGUUUGGUGGAUGUAGUGUUGAGGUAGUUACUCUGUGGAUUACUUUAGAAUUGCCAUAUUCGGUUCAUGCAUGAAUUUGUGCAAAGUUAGCAAGGUUCUUGAAUGGUCACCAUAAUGCAUCAAAUGCAGGUAUGUGGUUUUCUGCAAAUGUUGGGAUACAUUCUAUUUUUCAUUCUGAAAUAGGGAGGUAAAUAUGGUUGGGAGGUAGGAUGGAGAAAAGGGGUUUGAAGGGCACAGUAUAGAAAGAAGAGGUUGUCAUCCAAUAAAUUUGCAUUCCAGUUAUGGCUUUUUUUUUUUUUCUAAUUUUAUUUUUUAAGGCUCAUCAUGUCUGAGGAGCCUGGGGUGAGCAAGAACCAGCAACGAAUUAUGAUGAGCUUACAAAGUGUGUUUCUAAGGUUUCAAUAUUGUGAUUCAUGCAAUAUAAAUAUUGUCCUUUUUUGGAAGG